This is a messenger RNA of Drosophila bipectinata, 4237 nucleotides long. RefSeq names its product Matrix metalloproteinase 2 (gene Mmp2). Gene Ontology annotation, biological process: collagen catabolic process; proteolysis; extracellular matrix organization. Gene Ontology annotation, cellular component: extracellular matrix. NCBI's taxonomy places the organism in Eukaryota, Metazoa, Arthropoda, Insecta, Diptera, Drosophilidae. Gene Ontology annotation, molecular function: metalloendopeptidase activity; zinc ion binding. The record is from RefSeq and is a predicted model, not a curated record.
AAGCCAACACUCACUGCCAGUCGGUCUCGCAGAGCGGUAUACCCGCCACUACGGUCGAAGCGAAAUAAAAAUAAUACACCACCCCGUCAGUGGUGUAACGAUAUAUUUUACAAAGCGAAAUAAAAGAAAACCAACAAAAACAUAAAAUAAAAGACGGUCGGAAAGAUUUAUUCUUGCAUAUAAAUUAUAUAGUAUUUUAUACGAAACCCGAAUAAAGAGUGGCGCUCGUCCGCCCACUUUUCCUGAUUUUUUUUUCGUGGGACGAACAAAGCGAUUAUGUCGGGAACGGAUUCGGGAUCGGGAAUCGGAUCGGAAAAUAUGGGCAUUAGCAUCGGUGUAUCGGGAUAAUAUAUUAAAAAAAUAACGAAAGAAAGAACGAACAAAACAAAGGCCUUUUUACUCUCGUAUGCCAAUUAAUUGUGUGGUUGUGUCUCGAUGUCGCUUCACAAAAGCUAAUGGGUCUUAAAUAGUGUGUGUCUUUUGGAAAUUUUGAAUAUAUUCCGACCCAGCCCACGAACUUCCCCCACCUCCCACGGGGCGGAUGCGUCAUAUGUAAAGGAGCGGAAAAGCGAACAGCGAAAAAGGGCAAAAAAAAGGGAGAGAGCCCAGAUACCAAGAAACAGUGGCCACAACAAAAAAAAAAAACACAACACAAAAGCCAGACCAAGAAGCAGAAACGGUUCACCCCCACUUCCGCUGCUUUGCUUCUUUGGUUCUAUUGUUGUUGCUUUUGUUGUUUUUGUUGCAGCUGUUGAUGCCGCCGGCUAUUUGUGGCGUGCUUGCCACUGCGCAUGUGUGUGUGUCAACCCCCGCGGCCACUAAACAACAACAAAGUUAAAAGUGAAACACAAAAAAAAAAGAAGAAAAGUUCAAUUCCUCAUUUCGAAUUGUUAGUGCAACACAUCAAUUAAUUAAGCUCCAGUUUUAUGCGAUUCGCAAGUGAUCUGCGACGAUUUAAUAAAAGAAAAGUGCAAAGUUUAAGUGAUCCCUUCGUCCCUGCCCCUCGACAAGAUAAAUAAGAAAAGAAUUGAAAGUAAAAGCGAGAAGAAAAAUGUGCUCCACAUGUGUCGGCAGGCUGGCGCUACUUGCCACCGCCCUGCUAGCACUCGUAACCCUAGCCGCAGGAAUUCAGGAUCUACCCGAUCUGCUGUAUCAUCACAAAAAUCAGUAUAAUGAUGAUCCCAAGACAGCUACUUUGGAGCAGCAAGAUAUGGUGGCGGGUAGGUCUGGAAAACCCGCAAAAAUAUCCGAGGAUAUUAUGUACAAUUACCUCAUGCAGUUUGAUUAUCUGCCCAAGUCGGAUCUGGAAACGGGAGCGCUCCGCUCCGAGAAGCAGCUGAUAGAUGCAAUCCGGAGUCUCCAGACUUUUGGCAACAUUCCAGUUACGGGGAAAAUUGACUCGGCAACGGCCAGGCUAAUACAGCAGCCCCGAUGCGGUGUGGGCGACAAGCAGCAUGCGUACGAUUUCUCACCGGAUAACCUGGACCACGACAUCGGCUACAGUAUUCGAGUGCGACGUUAUGUUCUGCAGGGACCCAAAUGGUCCAAAACGGAUCUAACAUGGAGUUUGGUCAACCGCACCAUGCCUGAUGCCACGAAAAUCCGGAUGAUGGUGGGCAGAGCUCUGGCCGUUUGGGAAAACAACUCGAAGCUGACUUUCCGGGAAGUGUACAACGAGCAGGCGGACAUCCAGAUACUCUUUGCACGGCUCCAGCACGGCGAUGGCUAUAAAUUCGAUGGACCCGGUCAGGUGCUGGCCCACGCCUUCUAUCCCGGCGAGGGCCGUGGCGGGGAUGCCCAUUUCGACGCCGACGAGACCUGGAAUUUUGAUGGCAAUGCCGACGAUAGCCACGGAACCAAUUUUCUGAACGUGGCGCUGCACGAACUGGGUCACUCGCUGGGACUGGGCCACUCCUCGGACCAGAAUGCGGUCAUGUUCCCCUGGUACCAGAACAACGAGGUGGACGGCAAGCUGCCCGAUGACGAUCGCAAUGGUAUCCAGGAGCUGUACGGCUCCAAGGAGAAGGUAUGGGGUCCCUACCGACCGAAUGCUACUCCGAGAACCACAACAACCACCACCACGACCACGAUGCGACCGCUGAGAUAUUAUCCCCAGACACCACGUUAUCCUCCCUACAAUCCCAGCCGGGAAGCGGAUAGGGAGUAUGAGCGGAGACUGCAGCGGGAGCAGGAACGUCGUCUCCAGUGGGAGAGGUCAGAGCGUGAGAGGGUGGAGCGUGAGAGGUCAGAACGUGAAAGGGUGGAGCGUGAGAGGGUGGAACGUGAGAGGUCAGAACGUGAGAGGGUGGAGCGUGAGAGGUCGGAUCGUGAAAGGUUGGAUCGUGAGAAAUGGGAAAGGGAAAGGAACCGAAACAGAUAUGCCACCACAACCACUGUAAGGCCAACCACUUCCACCACCACAACCACGCGGAGACCCAUCCGGACACAUACGACUACCAGCAAUCGGAACGGCCAUCACCACAAGCCACGGAAACACAAGCUGGACAGCUGCAAGAUCAGCUACGACGCCAUCUCCUUGAUUCGCGGCGAACUCUUCAUUUUCCGAAAAAAUUAUGUUUGGCGCAUUGGACAAAAGGGUCUAUAUAACAUGUAUCCCGUGGAAACUAGACGACACUGGUCUGCCUUGCCGCAGAACUUGACCCGGGUGGAUGCGGUCUACGAGAAUAAACGGGGUCAGAUCGUGUUCUUUAUAGGUCGUGAGUACUUUGUGUUCAACUCGGUGAACUUGGCUCCCGGCUACCCGAAGCCACUGACCAGUCUGGGCCUACCGCCCACCCUCUCCCACAUUGACGCCUCCUUCGUGUGGGGACACAAUAAUCGCACCUAUCUGACAAGCGGCACUCUGUACUGGCGAUUGGACGAUGCCACCAACCAGGUGGAGCUCGACUAUCCGAGGGAUAUGAGCAUCUGGUCGGGCGUGGGCUACAAUAUCGAUGCCGCCUUCCAGUACACCGACGGAAAGACGUACUUCUUCAAGAAUCUGGGCUACUGGCAGUUCAACGACGACCGCAUGCGGGUGGCCCAUGCCAAGGCGCUGCCGUCCUCGCACAAGUGGAUGCAGUGCGUCCGGAGCGCCAACGAGGUGGACGAGGAGCACUGGACGGCCCCGUUGGUUUCCGCUGAGAGCGAGGACGAAAACGAGGAUGGAACGGGGAGAAGCGGCACUCAGAACCUGCCGAUCAGUCUCCUCCUGCUCCUGACUAGCCUGUUAUUCGCCACAAUACUGAGCAGUUAAGAUUCGUAGAAAGGGUCUAGGUUAAGAAACCCAUAAAAUACCAUUUUGCAUAAUUACGAAAAAAAAUAAUAAGGAUAAGCGCGGGAGUUGUAGGAAACGUUUUUGGUUUUAUUGUUACAGAUUCCUAUUUCGAAUUCGAUUCUCAAAAGCUCAAAACUUAAUUAGAAAUAGAGGAGACACUCUGUAGCAUCAGUGAGCCGAACAGAUCUGAUAGGAACUACAUAUAAAGUUAUUAUUUAAAAGCAGAGCGCAACUGUGUGACAGUCUGGCGCAUUAUUGCCCCCAAAGACGACACCGAACGGCCUUUCACUAGAAUUAAGUACGAAAUAAAUCAGCAGCCUAGUGAGGGUCGGAUAUAGAUGCAGGAUAUCCUUCAUAUGGUGUCUAGGACCUGCCACUUGGCUGAUUUAUUCAUGGACACUUGCCAAUUGUGCACACUGGCGCCAUCUAUUCGACAAAUAGCAGGGCUGUUUAACCAGAUCUAAGCAGAUAAACAAUACGACUAAGAUAUACUCUAUACAUAUACUAUCCUAAUAAUAAGUGACUAGCAUUAAGGAUGCGAGAACAGUGUGCAAGCAGCAUCUAUGUAGUACAGGACGAGUCGAAAUUCCAAGUUGAAAAUCGAUACCACAACUGCCUUAUAAAUAAGUAUAGUAUUGCUUUUUUGAUGGGGAUAGAUCCAGGGUCUAGCUGAGAGCCGUCCCCUGGUCUGAUCCUCUGACCUUGUUUUGACUAAACUUUCUAAUUUAAUUUUAUAUGUGUAAAUGUGAUAUUAUCAUAAAUUCAGUGCGAUUGUAAACGAGAGAAACCCGUGACAAAAAAGAGGACAAACAAAACAAAGAAGUUGCAUUUUUGGUCAUACUUUAGUUUAAUUUUAUAUUAUCUUAAAAAAAUGAUACUUCAGCUGUAAACCAACUUUUUUAUAUACAAUAUAUCGAGACGAAUCAAUAAAAAGAAUAUGUUUCAAUUCAGAACUGGCAA